Molecule: messenger RNA, 1431 nt
Organism: Vigna radiata var. radiata (mung bean)
Lineage: Eukaryota; Viridiplantae; Streptophyta; Magnoliopsida; Fabales; Fabaceae
Product: DNA damage-repair/toleration protein DRT100
Exons: 1
Coding region: 9-1112 (367 amino acids)
Molecular function (GO): protein binding
Source: RefSeq, a predicted model, not a curated record
UACACUCUAUGGCACGCCACUGGCUCCUCCUAUUAGCAGCGGCCAUUCUCGCCGCCGCAGUAAUCGCCGCCAGCGGUUGCUCACCGUCAGAUAGGGAGGCGCUUCUUGGCUUCCGGCAGGCGCUUAACGAGCCCUACCUCGGUCUGUUCAACUCGUGGACGGGCUCCAACUGCUGCCUCAACUGGUACGGCGUCAGCUGCGAUGCCGCCACUGGCCGCGUCACCGACGUCAACCUCCGCGGCGAGUCGGAGGACCCAAUCUUCGAGAAAGCCGGCCGCUCCGGCUACAUGACCGGAAAACUCUCGCCGGCAAUAUGCGGCAUCGACACCCUCACCACCCUCGUCGUCGCCGACUGGAAGGACAUCUCCGGCGAGAUCCCCGCCUGCAUCACCUCUCUCUCCUCCCUCCGCAUCCUCGACCUCAUCGGAAACAGAUUCUCCGGCGAGAUCCCCUCCGAAAUCGGCAGACUCAACCGCCUCACCGUCCUCAACCUCGCCGACAACACCCUCGCCGGAAAAAUUCCACCUUCAAUCACCGAACUCACCUCACUCAAACACCUCGACCUCAGCAACAACCUUCUCACCGGCGAGAUUCCCAAGAAUUUCGGCAACCUUGCAAUGCUGAGCCGAGCGCUGCUGAACCGGAACCAAUUAACCGGUUCCAUACCGGUUUCAAUUUCCAAGAUUUACCGGCUGGCGGACUUGGACCUGUCCGUGAACCGCUUGACCGGUUCGGUUCCGUAUGAGCUCGGAAAAAUGCCGGUUCUUUCCGUGCUUAAUCUCGACAGUAACUCAUUAAAGGGUUUAAUACCCGAGAGUUUGUUAAGUAACGGGGGAAUGGGUAUUUUGAACCUGAGCAGAAAUGGGUUUGAAGGAUCCAUACCCGAUGUUUUCGGGUCACACUCGUAUUUCAUGGCUUUGGAUUUGUCUUACAACAAUUUAAAGGGUCGGGUACCCACGUCGUUGGCAUCCGCUAAGUAUAUCGGGCAUUUGGAUCUGAGUCAUAACCAUCUGUGCGGAUCCAUUCCUGUCGGGGAACCCUUCGAUCACCUGGAAGCGUCAUCGUUUGGAUUCAACGACUGCUUGUGCGGAAACCCGUUGAAGACUUGCUAGUUAUCGUGGGUGACCCGAAUAAGUACCCGAUUCGAUUAUAAUGAAAUGAUGAAAGCAAGGUGUAAUAUAAUAUCGUAGUGAGAAAGAUGAAAAGGACAAAAAGAAAAGGAAGUGAUUGAGAUCACGUGCACUACAGAACAAGGGAUUUUAUUACUGUUUAUGAAGUUUAUUGUUAAAGUUAAAAGUACGUAGUUUUUGUUUUGUGAUGGUAGAUCCAUGAAAAUGUGAGAAGAGAACAUUAUUAAUGGAGGCACAUGCUCCUGUUCUUAUCUCUUGCAUCUAUGCAUUAACUACAAUGCCAUCCCUGUUCUCGCAUUCA